ACCAGCCAUCAUUCUCACACACACUCACUCUCACACACACAAACUCCCAGUAUGCAGCUGCUCGAACUCCUGAAACGCUUUGCAUGAGGUGGCCGUUUCUCUGGAAUCUUAUGAUCCUACAUAUUGAGUGUCCCCUCCUUCAGAGUGUGAGGGGGACGGGCUCCCCAGUGGUUACGGCUCUAGGGACUCCAUCCUCAGAGCCAGCACAGAGAGGGACUGGAAAAGACGAAAACGGGGGCAACUAGGGCGGCUUAACAGCUGCAGCAACUCCAGCGCUGAGGCUGGCAGAGAGAAGCAGCAGCCAACGUUUGGACUGAGUGGAGGUGCAGCCAUGCGCUGCUCCACCCUGCUCGCCAUCUUGACGGGGGUUCUUCUUUACUUGGUGCUGGGAGCUGUGGUGUUCCGUGCCCUGGAGGCUCCGCAGGAGGAGGGCGUGCACAUGAAGCUGCAGGACACACGCCGGGACUUCCUGCUGAACUUCUCCUGUGUCGACUCAGACAAGCUGGAGGUUCUUAUAGAGGAGGUGGUGGAGGCCACUGGAGCAGGUGUGGAUCCCAUAGGCAACGCUACAUUUGUCAGCAAAUGGGAUCUGGCCAGUGCCUUUUUUUUCUCAGGGACCAUUAUCACAACCAUCGGUUUUGGAAACAUUUCUCCCAAAACAGAAGGAGGGCAGCUGUUCUGCAUCUUCUAUGCCCUGGUGGGAAUCCCAAUGUUUGGUAUCCUGCUCGCUGGAGUGGGAGACCAUCUGGGUACUGGGCUGAGGAAAACUGUGGCCAAGAUAGAGAAGCUCUUCCUGAAAUGGCGAGUUAGUCCCACCAUCGUGCGUGUGAUCUCAGCUGUCCUGUCCAUCCUGUUGGGUUGCGUGCUCUUUGUUGCGCUGCCAAUCUUCAUUUUUCAAGAGGUGGAGGAGUGGACCCUGCUGGAAUCAGCCUACUUCGUGGUUAUCACCUUGACCACAGUGGGGUUUGGAGACUAUGUUGCAGGGGAUUCAGGAAAGGAAGGCAGCGACCACUGGUACAAACCCUUGGUGUGGUUCUGGAUCUUGUUGGGGCUUGCAUACUUUGCAUCUAUCCUCACAAUGAUUGGUAACUGGCUCCGGGUUCUUUCAAAGAAGACCAGGGCUGAGAUGGAGGAGUUGCGAGCCCACGCCACUGACUGGACUCAGAACAUCCAAAAUAUGUCGGUGGACUUUCGCAUGCCAGGAAAAAUCGAUGACCCCUUUAAACGGCGUAGGAGAAAGCGCCGCCACGGCCCUCGAAGCCAUGGUCACAGUGUAUCAGCUAACGGGGUGCCUGAGGGGCAAGAAGAGCAGCGUGAGAGUCAGGAAGAGUCUGGGUCAUAUUCGUCUUCAUCAUCGUCCUCCUCUAAUGAGUCAGGGUCUGGAUCGGAGACAGAUUCUCAGGCCACUCAGACGGAGCGAGUCCCAGAAGAAAAGCCUGCAGAACCCAAACAGGAGGAGGCUCCUCCUGACCCCCACCUGUCCCAGCCUCUGGACUACUUUGGUGAAAACCUUGCAUUUAUUGACGAGUCCUCGGAUACUCAGAGCGGCAAACUACAUUUGGAUCCUCUGCUAAAUCCAACAAAGCCCAAUCCCCGUCAGCCAAAAAGGAGACGCCACAGAAGGCCAGUUCCUCAGAGGAACCACAAAAACAACAGCCCCAACAGCACUAACAAGAAGGAACCCAAUAGAAACCCCAGAUCCGUUCCAGAUUUGCCACCCAAGCCUUGUGAAUGAUAGCAAAUGUAUUGAGUCUCGUUUGACAGAGGAGUUUUAAUUGUAGAAUAUAUAGUGCCUGCAUACAGACAUUCAAGAUAAAAACAAGAUGUCGAAGCCUUAGCCACGUGUGGUUUUGCAUUUAAUGUUCUUAGCAUGUGAGUGUUUAUGCCUCCCUUAAAGGUGAUGAAGAGAUUUUCAUGCCAGUGUUCCCUUUACUUGCUGAGGAGUUACUGCUCUCUAGUGGGCCAGGACUGAAGUGCAGUACGACUCUGUGAACAAUCUUUAUAGUAGUCACGAUAAACUUUAUACACCAGUGUGCUGAAGAGAGGCUUCUCUGAUCUGUGACAGUAACUACUGAAUCCCUCCAACAAAUAAACAGGUACUCGAGAUCCUCUUGUACAUUUUUGGUAUGUAUUGAAAUCUUUUUUAAAUCCUGUAAACUGCAUUAUAUUUAGAUUUUCAUGGCCAAAUGCAUUGAAUUCUAUUGCACUACAUACAUCU
Molecule: messenger RNA, 2218 nt
Organism: Maylandia zebra (zebra mbuna)
Lineage: Eukaryota; Metazoa; Chordata; Actinopteri; Cichliformes; Cichlidae
Gene: kcnk4b
Product: potassium channel, subfamily K, member 4b
Biological process (GO): potassium ion transmembrane transport; stabilization of membrane potential
Cellular component (GO): plasma membrane
Molecular function (GO): outward rectifier potassium channel activity; potassium ion leak channel activity
Source: RefSeq, a predicted model, not a curated record